AUGGCCGCCACUAAUUCCCGCACCGCGCAAGAUGUCAUUGCCGCCCUCAACCUGACCCCCCACCCCGAAAAGGGCUACUUUGUCGAAACCUACCGCGACGCCGUCCCAGCCGCCGCCACCACCACCACGGAGAAGCCGCGCGCCGCCAGCACCUACAUCUACUACCUGCUCGAGGGCACCUCGGGCCUCUCCCACUGGCACCGCGUCCUCGACGCCGUCGAGGUCUGGCACCACUACGCCGGCGCCCCGCUCCGUCUCAGCCUCUCCUGGGACGACGGCAAGCCUGUUCGCGACGUCGUCCUCGGCGCCGACCUCUGGGCCGGCCAGCGCCCCCAGGCCGUCAUCGAGCGCGCCGAGUGGCAGCACGCCCAGAGCCUCGGCGACUGGUCGCUCGUCGGCUGCUCCGUCGCCCCCGGCUUUGAGUUUGCCGGCUUCGAAAUGGCCCAGCCGGGAUGGGAGCCGCGUGCGGCCGCUGCGCCGCUCGAGAGCAGGUGA
Messenger RNA from Cordyceps militaris CM01, 495 nucleotides. RefSeq lists its product as uncharacterized. The transcript has a single exon. Gene Ontology annotation, cellular component: intracellular anatomical structure. The record is from RefSeq and is a predicted model, not a curated record. The coding region runs from base 1 to 495 and encodes 164 amino acids. Lineage: Eukaryota; Fungi; Ascomycota; Sordariomycetes; Hypocreales; Cordycipitaceae.